GAUUAGUCCUACUUUGACAGCGGUGGAAACUGAAGCAGAGAGGUUCUCCAACUUGUCUGAGGUCCAAGAAGGAGCUGGUGACAGAGACCAGAUACCGGACCAGCACUUGGGUUUUCUGACUCACGGUUCUGGGCUCACCCCUCUCUGAGCAUGCACUGAGCCUGCUCUUGCAGGUUUCUUUAUCACAGGGAUCUAUCUACACGGUACUUUCUGCUCUCAGCUUUUUACAGUGGUGUAGAGUGCAGUGCAGCUGAAACCAGGUUAGUUGAUCUUAUGGUGUCAUCUAGAAAAACAAGAGAUGCAGAUUCUGGGUCACGAAGGCACAGUGCCCACUUGUUCCGUGGCACAGCCCCAGAGCUCCUGUUGAAGGAACAGACUCCAGGACUGACUUUCCACUUGAUUUUCGGAGCUCGCACAUCCCGAGAGAUUCAUGUUCAAGCUGCAUUUUAGACAUAGCUGGCAAGAGUAUUUUCGUGACCACAGCCAGCAGAGGAGAACUAAUGGGCAGAGACAACACUGAUCUGCUGCCAUCUGCACUGGGCAAGAUGGCCUCACCUGACUCACAGCUGUUGCUUUCUCUCGCGAAGCUUCUACCAUUUUCUGCUGAUUCUUAAAAUAGAUUUGGAUCUUGUCAAUUUUGGUCGUCAAAAAGAUUGAACUUUUACAGGAUGAAAUCCAUUAUUUUCCUAAAUUAUCUCGUUUUGGGAAAUCAGUUCUCGGCCAUAAGUGCAGGCUCAGGUGUGCUAAGGAGGGCACCCCAGACACCUGUGCUGCUCUUUGACAGGACUUACCUGUCAAAGGCGAAAAUAAGGGUGAUGUCAUGUGAGUUUUCCAUUAAGCUAAAUUUAUUCCAUGUACAGGACUAUCUUUUAUUCUGAAAUUGUCUUCUUGUUCCCUAUAACCUCAUAUUGGAAGUGAGAUACUGUCUUUUUGGGUAUUAAAAUGUCUUUUUUGUAGGAUCUUUUUUUUACUGAUCUUAUUUGUAUGUUAGGAUGAUAGCCCAGUGUCAGUCCUCAGGAUUCUUUAUGAAAUGUUCCUAGUCUGUGAAAUUCUAACUCUACAAUUUCAGUUUAGACCACAAAUCCCAGAUUUUUACCUUGUUUACAUUUGUAGUUACCACAUAAUAUUGCAAAUGAUUUAUGUAACCUCAAAGCCCAUUUUUUUAUUCUUUUCAUGUAAAAUGUCCAGAAUAGGCAAAUCCAUAGAGACAGAAAGCAGAUUAGAGGUUGCCAGGGGCUGCGGGGAGGGAGGAAGGGGGAGUAGUUACUUACAGGGAUGGGGAGUUCUUCUAGGAUCAUGAAAAAGGUUUGAAACUCGACAGAGGGCUGAUUGCACAACAUUGUAAAUGCACUAAAUGCCCCUGAAGUGUACUUGAAGUGGUUCAUUGUAUGUUAUAUGAAUUUUCCAUUUUUUUGAAAAGCCCAUUUUAUUCAGUGAUAUAAUGAUAUAUAAGAAGACCUGAAGGUGUAGGGGGAGUGUCGUAUUCAGAGGAUAUACAUCAAGGCAAGGAUACUCUGUAUGCUUGUACACACACACAAAUACAUAUACACAAAGAACAUACCUAUUAUUAAUUUCUGUUUCUAAGUAUGAUCAUUAGAAGCUGAUUAGGUAAAUAAACUUUCUGCUUUGGGACAAGCAGAAAGAUUUAAUUAACACUUAACUGAAAUUCACAGAUACUCUUUUUUUUUUUUUUUUUUUUAGACAGUGUCUCACUCUGCCUCCCAGGCUGGAGUACAGUGACACGAUCUCGGCUCACUGCAACCUCCGCCUCCUGGGUUCAAGCAAUUCUCUUACCUCAGCCUCCCGAGCAACUGAGACUACAGGCGUGUGCUACCAUGCCUGGUUAAUUUUUUGUAUUUUUAAUAGAGACGGGGUUUCAUUAUGCUGGCCAGGCUGUUCUCAAAUUCCUGGCCUCAAGUGAUCCACCCGCCUCGGCUUCUCAAAGUGCUGAGAGUACAGGCGCAAGCCACCGUGCCCAGCCUCAAAAGAUAUUCUUUUUCUUACCUCAAAAACUAUGUUUUCCAACUUUUCACAGUGGAAAGUUGAAGUCGUGAAAAUAUCCUCAGGAUAAAUCUGAAUCGUGUUUCUUUUAUUGCUGAGUCUGGUUGGCGUGUUCCUGGUAUUUAGUGGAACUCUGGUCAACACAGGCUGAAGUUAGUGGGGUUCUCUCUGUGGGGUUCUAACCUUGAAAUAGGAGCAUGGGGCUUGCCUUCCCCUUCUCCAUUCCUCCAAGAAAGAGAAAGGAAAGGAAGAGAAAAGAAAAAGCAUCCUGUAUUAUGUGUAAGUUUGUAAGAAUCCUUACUAUGAGUUCUGAGUACAACAUCUUUUUAACUCUUUUCUCUCCCUCUCCUGCUUCCUUCUUCAAUCUCCAGCUACCAUUCAUUUCCUGAUUUCAUUUAUAGGUCUUACCAGGCAAGAAGGCCAAGCAGAAGGAACCUACAUCAGGGAAGUGCUGGGCUACGGGCCCCACCUGGACUUGGGGUUCUGGGCAGCCUGAACACAGGUUUCUUAGUUUCCUGAAGUAAUUGAGCUUGUUGCCUUAACUUCAGUUAAAACACUGAUCGUGCUUUACUUUUAACUGAGCAUUGAGACCUCUUAUAAUAUUCCAUAAGGCUGGAUAUUGUUUUGAGGAAGACGAUUUUUCCUCUUAACCUUGCCUCUGUGUUUGUGUGUGUGUUUGGUCGGUGUUUAGACAGUUUUCCAUGCAUGGACCCUGAUUACAGCGGGAGCAGGCAACGUGAGGUGCCCGCAAUCAGACAUCCAGCUCCACAUGGUGGCCUCCCUGCCCCCAGCUCAUCCUUACGCAGUGCCUUCAAAUUGAGUGUCUUCAAAGAUUGCAAAUGCACAAGAUUCGAGACCUAUGUAUACAGAGGGCCAACUUUUCAUACGCACGGGUUCUGCGGGCCGACUGUGGGACUUGAAUAUGCGUGGAUUUGGAUGUUCCUCCUGCUGAUCAAGAGAAGCUUUUUAUCCAGAAGUUACGUCAGUGUUGCGUCCUCUUUGACUUUGUUUCUGAUCCACUAAGUGACCUAAAGUGGAAGGAAGUAAAACGAGCUGCUUUAAGUGAAAUGGUAGAAUAUAUCACCCAUAAUCGGAAUGUGAUCACAGAGCCUAUUUACCCAGAAGUAGUCCAUAUGUUUGCAGUUAACAUGUUUCGAACAUUACCACCUUCCUCCAAUCCUACGGGAGCGGAAUUUGACCCGGAGGAAGAUGAACCAACGUUAGAAGCAGCCUGGCCUCAUCUACAGCUUGUUUAUGAAUUUUUCUUAAGAUUUUUAGAGUCUCCAGAUUUCCAACCUAAUAUAGCGAAGAAAUAUAUUGAUCAGAAGUUUGUAUUGCAGCUUUUAGAGCUCUUUGACAGUGAAGAUCCUCGGGAGAGAGAUUUUCUUAAAACCACCCUUCACAGAAUCUAUGGGAAAUUCCUAGGCUUGAGAGCUUACAUCAGAAAACAGAUAAAUAAUAUAUUUUAUAGGUUUAUUUAUGAAACAGAGCAUCAUAAUGGCAUAGCAGAGUUACUGGAAAUAUUGGGAAGUAUAAUUAAUGGAUUUGCCUUACCACUAAAAGAAGAGCACAAGAUUUUCUUAUUGAAGGUGUUACUACCUUUGCACAAAGUGAAAUCUCUGAGUGUCUACCAUCCCCAGCUGGCAUACUGUGUAGUGCAGUUUUUAGAAAAGGACAGCACCCUCACGGAACCAGUGGUGAUGGCACUUCUCAAAUACUGGCCAAAGACUCACAGUCCAAAAGAAGUAAUGUUCUUAAACGAAUUAGAAGAGAUUUUAGAUGUCAUUGAACCAUCAGAAUUUGUGAAGAUCAUGGAACCCCUCUUCCGGCAGUUGGCCAAAUGUGUCUCCAGCCCACACUUCCAGGUGGCAGAGCGAGCUCUCUAUUACUGGAAUAAUGAAUACAUCAUGAGUUUAAUCAGUGACAACGCAGCGAAGAUUCUGCCCAUCAUGUUUCCUUCCUUGUACCGCAACUCAAAGACCCAUUGGAACAAGACAAUACAUGGCUUGAUAUACAACGCCCUGAAGCUCUUCAUGGAGAUGAACCAAAAGCUAUUUGAUGACUGUACACAACAGUUCAAAGCAGAGAAACUAAAAGAGAAGCUAAAAAUGAAAGAACGGGAAGAAGCAUGGGUUAAAAUAGAAAAUCUAGCCAAAGCCAAUCCCCAGUACACAGUGUAUAGUCAAGCCAGCACCAUGAGCAUUCCGGUUGCAAUGGAGACAGAUGGGCCUUUAUUUGAAGAUGUGCAGAUGCUGAGAAAGACAGUGAAGGACGAGGCUCAUCAGGCACAGAAAGAUCCGAAGAAGGACCGUCCUCUUGCACGCCGCAAGUCCGAGCUGCCUCAGGACCCCCACACCAAGAAAGCCUUGGAAGCUCACUGCAGGGCCGAUGAGCUGGCCUCCCAGGACGGCCGCUAGCCUCCGGGGCGCCGCGUCGGGGCCGGGCCCGCCAGUUCUUUUCCGGAUUCUGUAGAAAAUACAUACUUCCUGUGCCAUACCAAUCAGUUACACUCAAAGCUUUCUUGGACCCCGUUCCGUAGGCAAUAACGUGCGUCCGCCUCAGCGCGAGAUUAGGAGUUCAAACAAUGGUGACUUCCCAGAGCCCGCUGGCAGAGCCGCGGGUUGACGACGGUGUCCUCGCAGUGUCGCCGCCACCCCAGCGUAGUCCAAGUCAGACUAUUUCACAAAGUCAGAGCGAUAGGAAAGCACCCUGCCCUUCAUCUUCAUGUUCUCCCAAAUGGAACUUAGGAUCUUUUAACAUAGGUGGUUCUGUGAUAACAUCAGUGUUUUCCAAAUCAAAGGAACGCUUUAAAAAAUAGGACCUAUUUUUUAAGACUUUACAGCCUUUGAAAUGGUUUCCACGUGAUUGUUACGCCAGCAGUUCUCGUUUUGUUUGUUUUUCAAUCUCAGUGAAAUGGCUCUUUGCUUUCGAGUUCUCACGCAACGUACUGGGCAAAUGACAAUCCUCAGCCGCUGGUAUUUUCUAAGGGGUCUCUUCACUUUGAUGAGUGACAUGAACACCGUGUCUCCUUCUCUUGUGUGUACCUAAAGCCAUAUUUCCAAGUCUGUGGUACUCCAGGAUUCCAGGAGUAAGCCUGUAGAAGAGAUUUAUUUUAAAAGAGAUUGCUCUGAAAUUUAUCUUAAAAGAGCUUGCUCUGUCUACCUUGACAGAAAUUGGAGUUUUAAAAUUAUGUGUUAAUAUUUUUAUUUGCAGAUUUCGUUUCCGUCAACUUAAACAUUGUUGCCCUUCAACAAGGCUCUUGAAUUAAUAAAAUUAUAGUCUCUAAGAAUUCCACAUUUUAUGGAAAGUUAGAGCAAAAUCAUUUUGAGUUAAGCCAGUUCUUAGCCUAAUGCAAACUGCAGCGCCUUUAAGCAUAAAGUAACACAACAGCAUUGCACGGGGCCGGCACUGCCGCUGCCUUCACUGAAGGCUGCAGUGCUGUUCUGAGAGCUUGGAGGAGGCACCAGCGAGGAUGACGUUUAGUGGAGCUCUUUCUGUUGAAAAGAGCUCACGUUAUCAACACCUUGUAAGGAAAAUACAGUGUCUGAGUUUUCAUCGGUCUUCACAUGCUGCUAUAUAUUCCACAGAGUUCCUUGCAUGUACUGAGCUUUUGUUUUAGAUGGAAUAGCACAAGGAGAAAAAUCUUUAAACUUAGUGCUUUGUCUAUUCUUUAUUUCUCUCAGGGUGGCCAGUAUUUUGACUUAUUUAUCCUGCUUGAAAGCUACUUGAGAUGUGUACUGCUAUUCUAAACACGUGAUCUAGUUUCUUUCAUCUCUGGCAUAAGAUUAUAUAACUUAAUGUUAAGUGUCUUGAGGCAUAAAAGACAAAAUGUGGCUUAUUUUAGGAUCUGUUUUUUCAUCGAGGUCUCGGGUAUCCUUUCAAAGAUAGUGAGAAGCAGACACUGCUCCUUGUGCAGCUCUGGUACCUCCUGCCCACUGCUGUCACUUCAAGCCACUGGCAAUGCUUCUGUCCUCGUGUCUUGGAGGAAAAUCACCUGGGGGGAGGGGACUUCUUGUGGUAAGAGCAAGUGCAGGUAUGAAAUGCGAAGAUUGCCCCAGCUAAAAGUGGACAAGUCCGCUUUGUGAGAUGAAUACUUCCUGAGAAACUUGACAAGUAUCUCUCCAUUUUACCAUUAUGAAAACUAUCAUUAAAAAAAACAGUUUAGAUGCCUUCUCCUUUUGAGGGAAAAAGGGUGCUUUUUAUUGUAUAAAGCAGCGUCUUAUGUAUUUUGAUAUACCAUUGUUUGAACUUCCGUCUUUAGCUGAUAGAUUCUCAAAUAUCCUUGAUUUUGGAUGUUCAGUAUGUUUGUGAGAGAGGUUUCUGGGAAGACUCUCUUUUUGCCCUCGGGAAAAAGCAAAAUAUCAAUGUUUGGGUGACUGUGUAAAGCUCAGUGUGUAAGAACAUCUUUUUGUCUAGGUUUUCUUUCUGCUCUUUAUUGAAGACAAACACUCACCAAAAAGAAAAAUAAAAGUUUUCAGAGAAACUAAUUUUCUUUGGCAAGAGUAUUACUUAAUAUUUUGGCCUCCUAAAGUUUCCCUAGUUAGUACUCGGACUCCUGUGCUAAUUGUCAGCUUACAUAUCAUUGUAUAGAGACUGUUUAUUCUGUACCAAACUGAUUUCAAAAGUACUACAUUGAAAAUAAACCGGUGACUGUUUUUCUUCAUAAAGUUCUGCGUUUGGCAUCUUCACUCUUUCCAAAAUGUAUCUGUACAUCAGAAAUGUCACUAUUCCAAGUGUCUUUUUAGUGUGGCUUUAGUAUGGCUUCCUUUUAAUAUUGUACAUACAUUGUAUCUUUGUUUUAUGGUAAUAAGUAAUAAAAAUGUAGACUUCAUAUUUUGUACAAAAUGUCCUAUGUACAGAAUAAAAAAGUUCAUAGAAACAGCAAAUAUAGGUAAGUGGCACAAUUAUUUUUCUUUAGAAAAUAUCUGUAACUUUAUGCAUUAGUGAAAUGUUAAGUACCGACAUAUUUUUUAACAUUUUGUAAUUCAAAACUUUUUGUUUUGACAUUGUUUAUGAAGAGAAACUUCAUACACUUGCCAUUUAAUAUGCUCUUUUAUCUAAUUUUCAAAAACUCUAAAAAACGGUGUAUCAUAUGGACUAAAUAAAGAACAUGUGAAUUUUAUUGCUCAUCAUGAAA
Molecule: messenger RNA, 7138 nt
Organism: Homo sapiens (human)
Lineage: Eukaryota; Metazoa; Chordata; Mammalia; Primates; Hominidae
Gene: PPP2R5C
Product: protein phosphatase 2 regulatory subunit B'gamma
Exons: 17
Coding region: 3069-4418 (449 amino acids)
Biological process (GO): signal transduction
Cellular component (GO): chromosome, centromeric region; protein phosphatase type 2A complex; nucleus
Molecular function (GO): protein phosphatase regulator activity
Source: RefSeq, a predicted model, not a curated record